Punctularia strigosozonata HHB-11173 SS5 is the source of this 1254-nucleotide messenger RNA. RefSeq lists its product as uncharacterized. Gene Ontology annotation, biological process: Golgi organization. Lineage: Eukaryota; Fungi; Basidiomycota; Agaricomycetes; Corticiales; Punctulariaceae. Gene Ontology annotation, cellular component: Golgi apparatus. The record is from RefSeq and is a predicted model, not a curated record. Gene Ontology annotation, molecular function: protein binding. The coding region runs from base 1 to 1254 and encodes 417 amino acids. The transcript is spliced from 8 exons.
AUGGGAGCAGGAUCCUCCUCGCUGACGAACGCCUCCCCGAAAUCCGGCCUGCACAUCCUGCGCGUUACACCCGCUUCACCAGCCUCUCAGACUAGCAUCGAGCCGUUCUUCGACUUCAUCGUCGGCUUCGAUGAGGACACAUCACACAACAUAGAUGCUAUGGGAUCAGAGCUGGAGAAGAUUGUUGAGCAGCAUGAGGGUCAGACGUUGCGACUGUAUGUUUGGAACAGCAAAAGCCAGGAUACGCGAGUGGUCCCCAUCCGUCCUUCGCGCGAAUGGACCGAGCUCUCGAAUGGCGCGCAUCCUACGGAGCCGGAAGCUGACGCGCGCCCGUCUCUGCUGGGUUUGAGCAUGCGAAUAUGUGACCCUUCUACUGCAUUGGACAAUGUAUGGCACGUCAUGGACGUUUUGGAAGGCAGCCCCGCAGAGAUGGCUGGCUUGGUACCCUAUGGUGACUGGGUCAUUGGCUGGUCCGGUGGAGCUUUGAGCGCGGAAGGGGACUUCUACGACGUGGUCGAAGCACAUAUCGACAAACCGCUUAGGAUCUACGUUUACUCUUAUGACUUUGACACUAUAAGAGAGGUCGUUGUGAUCCCCAAUCGUCAUUGGGGAGGAGAGGGCUUACUCGGAUGCAUCUUUGGCUUCGGGCUUCUUCACCGUAUCCCGCCUCCUUCCGCGGAUCGACAGCCAGGGUCCCUUCCCCUUGAACUCGAGGCGGGCGAUGAACCGGAGAGUCUCUUCGUGCCUGCGGAUGACCUGCAGCCGCGACCCGGCUUAGCAGAGACUAUAUCCUCUGCAACGUCUCUACCUGCGUCUACGCAUAUACGGCACGAUCAGCCAGGACGGCACGCCGUACAUGGAGGCCAUGCCCACCAUCAUCAUUCACAGAGCAGUCAUGAGGAGGACAGACACGCGCACGAUCAUGGGCACGACCACGAACACGACCACGAACACGCGCACGAUCAUGGGCACGAUCACGAUCAUGACCACGACCACGACCAUAAUCACCACCAUGACCACGACCACCAUGACCACCAACCCGCACAUGCUCAUCGCCAUGCACACUCGCCUAGUCCUGCAAGCCGACCAAGCUCUCCAUCCCCUCUCACACGUCCGGGGUUCCCCCGCGGUUCCACACCCCUGCGGGCUAGCUCGUUCACGUCCCAGCGUCCUGCUUCCCCCGGGUUCUCCCAUGGCGGUAUGCCCUGGCUUCUCAGGAUUGCGGUCGCCUCCGCAGAACCUACCGCGGUCUGA